AUGUCUUAUCAAGUGCUAGGCUUCCAAUUGUUCAACUUGAACGAUUACGGUAUCAAGUUAUUCCCAGCUUUCAAAGAAGACCAUCUCUAUUUUGCAAAAUUUCAAAUAUUGGAGAAGUAUCCUGAUCAAGAUACACAUGAUGAAGGUAGUUCACAAAGAUCAGACAAACUAUUAUUGAAUCCUAAUGCUAAAUCUAAAGAGCUUUUGAAGAACUUUCCAUUUACAGCUUUGUUGAGAGAGGAAUUGGUUCAAGUUAAAACUACAAAGCAACAAUUACAAAACGCAAUCAUAUUAUUCAAUUUUGAAUAUAAUUAUAUUCUGAUCCUAUAUUUGAAUACCCAAGACUCAGCAGAUAAAUUGACCAAAUAUUUUGCAUCUUUAGAUCUCAAUGUUGAAGAGACUGAAACAAUUGCACAAUUCAUUAAGAAAAAACAAGAUGAAUUGGAUGAAAAAAUAUAUAAAGAAUCUUUAGGUAAAGAUAGACUCCAGAAGAAAGUUAAUCCAAAACAUUCCAAAGAAAUUCCGUUAUUAGCAAACCACAUAAAUAUCAUUGAGGAUGAUGAUGAUUUAAAGGACCUAUACCUUAAAUUGAUUCAACAAUUUGAUAACGAAUUUCUACAUUCUGAAAGUGCAAACUUUGAAUAUGACUCUACAACUCAAAAGAACAUUGUCUAA
Hansenula anomala is the source of this 675-nucleotide messenger RNA. RefSeq lists its product as uncharacterized. Bases 1 to 675 code for a protein of 224 amino acids. Lineage: Eukaryota; Fungi; Ascomycota; Saccharomycetes; Phaffomycetales; Wickerhamomycetaceae. The transcript has a single exon. The record is from RefSeq and is a predicted model, not a curated record.